AUGAGGAAGUUUAAAAACUUAAUAUACUUGGCAAUACUUUUAUUUAUAAUAGGUUGCAGUUAAUUCAAUGAAAACUUGUUAAUUGAUAGCUCUAAUGCAAUUUAACAAGUAACCCUUCAAUAUUAGUUUAUACCAAUUCAAAUGGAAUUUUGGAGUUUUUACAUUACAGCAUGGAAUAUGGAUUCUUAUCCUUGGUAUGAUUAACAACCAAUAAUUGGUAAACAAAAUCAAUUUCUAUUGUUUUUGAUUAGAAAUUUAUAAGAUCAGUAGAUUUUUGCAUUUAUGUAUUCUAAUGUAAUAACGGAUUCUGAUGUUAUUCAUUAUCUUAGUGUUGAUGGAUAAAUGGUUGAAUUAAGAUAUAAUCCAAAUGAGUAUGAAGGGAUUUGGAUAUGCAAUUUGAUUACUAUUGAAUGGUCUAAUGUGAUGUUUGAAACUAUUGCAUAAACAAAUAAAUAUAUUUAUGAUUAUAAGCAAAAUCGUUUUUAAGUGAGUAAAAAUUUAUACAUAUUUGAAUUUUAAGUAGGAGGAUAAGAAUGGGUAAUUUUAUAUUAAAUUAUUUAAGAUUAACAAGUAAUAUAUAGCAUCUUAUUUCCGAGGAAGAUUAUCUCAAAUUUUUGUUACUUAUUAUUAUAGAUUUUUAUACAAAGUAUAUUAGGAAAGAAUAAAUUAAUUAAGAUAAAAUGAAUAUGUAUAAACAAUAAGCUUAAUUCCAGAUGUUGUUAAUUUUGAUGGAUUAUUAUAAAAAUAAUUUUAAUUUGAAUAAUUUGGAAGAAAAUUUAGUAUUUUUGGAUGGGUAAAAUAUUAUAUAUAUGAUGCUUAUAUUUUAAAAAAGUAUUUAGUAUUAAGAUUGACAGCAUAUAGAAAUUACUAAGAUGAAAUUGCUUUAGGAGAUGAAUUACUUAAAAUAAUUGCUAAUAUAAAUUUAUCAGAUGAAUAAUAAUGUGGAUACGAUGUUACAUCCCAUCAUUAUAGAAUGCCAUUUCCUAAUUUAAUUAAUUAAUAUUCAAUUAAUGAUAGAGUAAUUAUAAGUGGUGAUUUACCAUAUUUAGAGAUAUUAUCAAAAUGGCAUUUCAUUUCAUUUGAAUAUGGUUUAGAUCCAGAAAAUGGUUAUUAUGGACCAUAUUAAAGAACAUAAUUUUAAAUAACUUAUUUUGAAAAUUACGAUUUGAAAUCUAAAACUAGUUAUUUAGGAGAUGAAUUAUAUAAGAGUUUAUUUAUAAAUAUUAAAUAUAAUGUAAUAUUUGGAGGUGAUUUUACUGUAUAUGAAAAAAUGAAAGGAUAUGUAGCUAGAUUUUAUUUUAAAUCAAAUUAUUAAGAUAAUUUAAAUAUUUAAUUUUGUAAAAUUUAUAAAUAUUUUUAGAUUGUCAUUAUAGUUGUCAAACAUGUUAUGGUCCAUUAUUAUCAAAUUGUUUAUCUUGUAAUGUUAAUACACAAAUGAUAUAUUUAGAAGAAUUACAUUAAUGUGUAUGUCCAAUUGGAUAUUAAGAAUAGAAUUAGAAUUGUAGAUCAUAUGAAAAUAUAUAUCCAACUUUAUAUUAAAAUGAGAUUAAAUUACAAUCAUCUAAUUCUUAAUGUACAUUUGGAUACUUUUAUUUACCAGUAAUUUCAAAGUGUAUAAAAUGGUAUAAAAUAAUGAUAUAUCUAUUUAUAGUCCUUAAUCAAAUUCAUAUAAUUUAUUAUGUGUAGAUUGUUUAUUGAAUCCAAAUAGCUGGUAUUUAAGACCCCUUUGUACAACAGAUUUUGUUACAUAAUAAGUAAAUAAAGAUGAAGAUGCCUUUACAGAAAAAAUAAGAAAUAUUAUAGACUAUGAUGUUUAUUAUAUUAAUAAUGAAUAUAAUUUGAUAUUAUUAGAAGGAGUAUCAGAUUAUUGUGAUAUUAAACAAAUAAAUACUUAAAAUUGUAUAGAUUUAGAUGUUUAACAUUUAUAAAAUUAAUUAUUUGGUGUUUGUAAAGAAAAUCAUUAUUAUUCUAAUAAAGCUUGUAAAUUAUUAGAUAUAGCUUGUAUUUAAAUGAAUUAAAAUGAAAAGAAAUGUCUUUAAUGUUAAGAUAGAUAUUAUAUAUCAGAUGAUGGUAAUUCUUGUUUGCAAUGUCCAUAAUAAUGUUAAAGUUGUUAGAGUUUAACUAAAUGUUUAUCUUGUAAAACAGGUUUUGGACUAUUUAAUGGUGAAUGUAUAAAAUGUGGAAUCUUUUGCAAAACAUGCGUAUAUUCAAUAGCAUUUAAUAUUAUGAGAUGUUUAAAUUGUAUAGAUAAUCAAUUAUAUUAUUUAUCAUUAAAUGCUGAAGAGUGUAAAAUAAAUAAUUUAGAAAAUUGUAUAUAUGCAUAUGAAUUUGUUCCAUUAGAAUUAACAAAUUCUUUAGAUCUUAAUUUUCCACCUACUUAUUAUGGUGUCAUUUUAAAUAGAUGUGCAAAGUGUAAAGAUGGCUAUUAUUUUCAUAAUAGUGAUUUUUAGUGUUAUUAGGGUGAAUUAGCAAAUUGUAAUGAAUUUGUUGUAAGUUAUGAUAAAGGUAAAUAUUGGGAAAUAUGUUUAUUUGCACCUUAUCAACAAGGUAUUUUAAUAUAUUCAUUUAUUGAUAAAUGUUCAGAAAUUGCAUUAAAUUGUAUAUAUUGUUUAAUUGACUAAUUAAAAAUUUACUAUCCAGUUUAUGACCAAAUUGGACUUUAAAAAGCAUCAUAUAAAUGUCUUGUUUGUUAAAAUGGCUAUUAUGCAGAAAAAAAAACUGGAUUAUGCUUAGAAUGUCCAACAGAAUUACAUUGUUUGAAUUGUUAUUAAUAACAUAAAUAUGCCAAAGAUAAUUGGAAAAAUGAAAUACGUGCCCAUUAUAGAUCCUCAAUAGAUAAUUUACGUUAAGAUCAUAGAUUUACUGAAUAUGCCUUAAGUUAAAAUGAUUAAGAUUAUGAAAUACUUUGUACCUUAUGUGAAUUCGGAUAUGAACCUUAUAAAGACAUAUGUAUUAAAGUAUGUCCUGAAUCAUGUUUAGAAUGUGUUAUAAUAAACAAUAAAAAUAUUUGUGUUAAAUGUCCUUUGGAUCUUAAAGGAAGAAAUAGAAGCUUAAUAAAUAAUUAAUGUGUUAACUGUCCUAAUAAUUGUGAAUUAUGUAAAUAAAGAGAUCAAAAAGAAGUACUUUCAAUCAAUCCAUUAUUCACUAAUUAAGAAUUUGCUUAUUUUUCAUAUUAUUGUAUUUUUGGAUUUACAGGCAUUUUUGAUUAAAAAUUAGGAUUAUAUAUUGAUUGUUAAGAUGGUCCUUGUUUAAAAUAAAUAGUUAUAAAUUUAAAUUUAUUUUGUAAUAUUCAAGAAUAUUAAACUUAAAUUAACAAUUUGAAAAGUGAUGAAGAUAAAAUAUAAUUUUAAAAUUAAAACAUUUUAAGUGAUCAUUUGUUUUCCUAAAAAAGCUUUUUCUAAGUAAAUAAUUUUAUUUUACAUUUUUAGUUUGAAACUAAAGAGUUUUAUUAAAUGGCUAAUGAAAAAUCUAUUAGACAAAUUUUGAUUAAAAUUGUUAGUUAAUAAAAAUAACAAUGUUAUGUGAGUGAUUAAUAAAAAAUCUAAUAAAACUUUAGCCCAAAUAUUUUUUCAGCUAUGUAAUUAUUAUUUAUUAUAUUAAAAUUAGAGAUGUUGAUCUUGAAAUAUAUGGCAAUGGCAUUACUACUUUUAAAUAUUAAUAAUAAUUAUUAUUUGUCAAUUUUAGAAAAGUGCAUAUUGAAGGAGUGUAAAUUGAAGUAGAAUAUUUUAUAUAUGGUCCAAAUUUACUUAACUUCACAAGUGUUUUUGAAUAAACUGUAGAAUUAGUUAAUAUAAAUUAUAACCAAAAUGUUAAUUUAACAACAUUUUAUAUCGUUAUGGAAAAUGCUAAAAAUGUUAUAAUUUAACACUUUUCCUUAAUAAAUUAUGCAAAAUCUUUUCCCAUUUAAUCUAUCAUUAAAAUCGAAUAAAUUUAAUCACUUUAGACAAUCAAAAUAUUGAAUUUUAAUAUUAGAAAUAGUGAAUUUCUUAAUUUACAUUUAUUGUGGUUUGAACUUAAAGAAGAUGAUUUUGUAGAAAUUGAAACUGUAAAUAUUGAAGAAACAAAAUUUAAUUAGGCUUUGAUAUAUUAAAGUAAAGGCCUGUUAUAAAUGAAUUAAAUUCGCAUUUAUAAUUGUGAAAUAUAUUCUUAAAGUGGCUUGUUUUUAAUAAAUGCUUUAAAGUAUUAUGAAAUGAAAUCAUUAGAUUUUAAUUCAAAUUUUAUAUAGUCUGGUAAAAUAUUAAAUAUGAAUUAAAAUAGUAAGUUGAUAUAAUUAAAUUUUACAAAAAAUAAUAUUUACAACAAUUCCUUAUUAAUUUAUAAUGAAAAAGAGGUUAUUUAAUAUAUUUUAAUGGAGAAAAUAGUAUUUGAAUUAAAUAAUUAUACUAAAAAUAGUACAUUUAUUAAAUUAAUUACUAAUCUUUAAUCUAAUAAGUAGAUAGUAAUUAAUUAAUUAACAAUGUUAACAAAUCAACUUCUCUCAGUAGUUAGCCAAACAAAUUUUGAUAAUUUAGAUGUAGCUUUAAUCUAUUUGGAUAUAUAAAUAGUAGAGAUAGAUAAAAUAAAUAUUUAAAAAGCAUAUGGAAUCCCUGAUUUAGUAAUUGUAAAUGCUGAUAAAUUACAAAUAAAUUCAAUAACAAUAGAAUAAAAUGAAAAUUACAUAUUCAAAGGACUUUAUCAAAACUAUGAUUGUUUUUUGAAUUCUGUACUAAUUUAAUAUGAUUAUAAUUCAAUAAAAAUUCUUGAUGUGCAAAUAAUUGAAAUAAAUUAAUUAGUAAUUUAUAAAGCUUAAUCCAUUAAUUAACCCAUAAUUGAAAUAAAGACUUCAACUUUAAUAACUUAAACGGAAAAAAUUAUAAAAUUCUCUGAAAUGCAAUUAUAUGAAAAUCUAAUUUUGACUACUAACAAACUAAAUUUAGCAUCACUAAUUAAAAUAUUAACAUAAGAAGUUUAUUUAAUAAUUAUUGAAAAUUCAAUAUUUGAAAACAAUUUAAUGCAUCAAUACAUCUAAAUAGAUUAGAUUAAUUCAGGUUUAGUUUUCUUUUUUGAUUGUAAGCUUUGUACAAUACUAUUUUAGAAUCUAGUUGUUUAAAAAAAUAUUGUUACUAACUCAUCUAAUAGCAUUUUCUAUAUAUAAACUCAAAAUAUAGAAAUUUAUAAUUGUACUUUUAAUUAAAACAGUUAGUUUAAUUAUUUAAUUUUAUAACCAUUUCUUUUUUGGGGUUAUCAAAAAGAGUAGGAAAUUUAUCUGGAAUAAAUUAUGGAAACUUUUCCCAUAAAAGUUAAAACAGGAAAUGGAAAAAUUGAAUGCUAAAAAAUAGUAUUAAAGAAUAUCAUAAUUUCUAAUUCAACAAGUUCAGGAUUUUCUUUUUAUUUAGAAAAAGAUGCUACUGUCUUGAUUUAAGAUGCAACAAUUAGUUUUAUUAAUUCUUUAUUUUAGAAUGAAGAUGAAAAUGGGGGAGUAUUUUUAAUUGAUACACAAAAGUCUAUAUCUUUAAGGAUAAAUAUAAAAAAUAUAUAUGCAUCAGAUAUUUAUAUAAAAAAUAAAGGUGGAUUACUGUAUAUCCUUUAAAAUUAUAUAGAGAGUACACAUAUUUAAUUAUCAGAUAUUUAAAUUGCUGAUGUAUAUUCUUCGAAAGGAUCAAUAUUUUAUGUUGAAUUUUCAUCAGAAAUAAAUUUAUAAUUCAAACUUGAAAAUUUAGAAGCAACAUAUAGCGAAUAAGGUUUUCUAAGUUUUAUAGCAAGGUUUAAUAAAGUAACUAAUUAAUAAUUAACAGAAUUAAGACUUGAGAGAAGUUUAUUUUAAAUUACUUAUGCAAAAUUAGUAAGCAUAAAAAAAAUAAUAGUUUAAUCAUUAUUAUAUCAAUCCCUUGCUAUAUUAACUUAAAUAUAAUUUAUUGAGAUUCAAAAUUGUAGAAUAUAAAACUCAACAAUUUAAAAUUCUUUAAUUAGAAUGAAUUCAAUGUAGAGCAAUUCAUAAAUUAGAAUAUUAGAUUUUUAAGUAACGAAAACUUAAAUCUUGAAUCGAAUACCUAUAUAUCAAAAUUGUGCUGGCUUUUAAUAAAAAAUUGAAAUGUAAAGAUAAAUUUGUUCUUAAGACCCAAAUCUCUUAUUAAUACCUCCUAUUACAUUAUUAAAUAAAUAUUCUAAUUAGGAUUUAUAAAAUAGUUAUUGUAUCAUUAAUUAAAUGAAUAUGUUUUAGAAUCAAAUAUCAAGUUUAAUUGAUAUAAAUCCUUAAACAACUUAGAUUUAAAUAUCUAAAUUACAUUUAAAAAAUAUUAAUUGUACUAUUUGUAAUAAUGGUUUGAUAAAUAUUAAUAUCUAGGAUGAUUAAAGUAAAAUAAUUAUGAAUUCAAUUAAUUUUCACAAUGAUUAAUGUGGAGAAUAAAGCUGUCUAAAUGUAAUCAAAACUCUUUCAAAAUCUAGACUUUUAUAAUCUUUCGAUAUAAAUGUCUAUGAAAAACAUUUCGACUUCAAAUUACAAAACUUUAUAUGUAUUAACAAUAUAGCCUAGAAAGGUACUUGUCUUUAAAUUAAAGAUAUUAAAACUUUGAUUAAAGAUUCAAUUUUAUAAAACAAUACAGCUGAAUCAUAUGGGGGUUCCAUAUAUGUUAUUGGAAAUUAAAGUUUUUACUUAUUGAACUCUUUGAUUUAAUUUAAUAAAGCAGAAUUUGGUGGAGGAUUAUUUUUAAAAGAUUAAAUAAUAUAAAAUUUAGAUAAACAAGGAACAAAAAUCUAUAAUAAUAUUGGAAUUAAAUUUGGAAAUAAUUUAGCUCAGCUUGCUUCGUAAUUGGCAGUUUCUAUUGAUUUAUAACAUCAUCUGCCUAAAAUAAAGAUUAUAGAAAAGGAGAAUAUUUUGAUAGAAUAAAUUCAAUUAGAAAAAUAUCAAUUAUUUUUAAACACUUAUUCUAGCAUGUUAUAUGUUCCAAAUGGAUAAGUAUUGUCUGAAUACAAAUUUUUUGAUUGGAAAAUUUAAAACUAUGUCCCAUAUAAUUUACAUUUAAGAUUAAUCCCAUUAGACUUAUUCAAUAAUGUUUAAUAAAAUUUAGAAAAUUCCUCAUGCUAAAUAAGUAGUAGGAUACUAACUUAAAAUGAAGAUUCGAAUUUUACUUUAGAUUUUACAAAUUUUAAUUAAGUCAAAUUUCAAUAAUAUGAUUAUAAUUUCGAUAACAUCAUCUUUUACUUAGAUAGUGAAUUAAAUCUUACUUUGUAAUUAUAAUUUCAUUGUGAUUCCAUUUUCACUCCUAUAUAUGGUAAACAAAAAGAAGUAAUUGGAUAUCAUAAUAAUUAUUUCUUAAGAAUGAAUGUUAAAACAUUACCUUGUUAAUUAGGAGAAAUAAAAGUAAAUUUUGAUAAUUCUUGUUAACCUUGCAACGGAACUUAAGGAUUUUAUUCAUUAAUUCUUAAUUCUUAUAAUUGUUCAUUAAAAGAUGAUUUUUCUAUUAGUGAAGUAAAAUCAGCUUAAUUAAAACUUAAACCAGGGUUUUGGAGACCUUAUUUUAAUACAGAUUUUAUUAGUUAAUGUAUCAAUUUACUAAUAAAUUGUAAUGGAGGAUGGAUAGAAGGAGAUACAUCUUGUUAUGAUGGUCAUAUUGGAGCAUUAUGUGAAGAAUGUGAUAUUUAUAAUAUAAGAGGAUUUGGACAUUUUUCAACAAGUUCUAAAUAUUCUUGUGGUUCAUGCAUCUAGAAUAAUCAAAAUUAUGCUGCUCUCACUGCUAUCAGUGUAUGGUAAAAUUUUAUUCUAUAUGAUUUAGGACUCUUAUUUCAAUACUAAUUUCAGUAAAAAGUAACAUCAAAAUAAAUGAUCAGAUUUUACUUAAAAGAGUAAUAUCAAAAUUAAUUAAUAUAAAAUUUUAAUAUCAUUCGAAUCUAGGAAUCUUAAUUAAAAUAACAAAUAAUCAUUUACAAAUACUCUCUACUAUUUUUACUUUUCAUUUUUAGACAAUUGAUGGUAUUGGUGAUAUUGUAAAUGCUGUUAGUAAUCCAAUUUAAACAAUGACUCAUUCUCUUGAUUGCUUUUUAAAAGAUUUAUUUGAUAUUCAAAUUCAUUAUUCAAGAAUAAUAUGGCAUCUGAUCAUGCCAUUUAUUUAUAUUUUGAUUUUUAUUAUUUUAUUUUGGAUCUCCAUGAAAUUUAAUUAACUCAAAUACAAUUCAACUGUUAUUACUACAACAUUAAUCUAUAUGUACAUAUAUCUCUAACCAUUUUUGGUUGGUAGAUUAAUAUCAUUAUUAUCAUUUAGAUAAAUUUCUGGUUUUUAAUGGAUUUAAGCUAAUGUUGCUUUUCGAUAUGAUACACCAAAUCAUUAAAAAUGGUUAUUUAGCUUUUGCUUACCAUUAUUAAUUUUUAUAGGUUUCAUUAUUCCUUUAUUUUUCUUCAUUUCUUUGUAUUCAAAUAAGAAAGUUUUAAAUGAAAAAAAAACUAGAAAAAAAUGGGGAUAUUUAUACAAUGAAUAUAAGCUUGAAGCUUAUUAUUGGGAAAUAAUUAAAAUUGUUAAAAAAUAAUGUUUAAUUUUGUUCAUAUCUUAUUACGAUGAGUAUGUUGUUAAAAAAGGAAUUCUUAUAUUGUUAAUAAUACAAAUAUAUUAGAAACUUAGUUAAUAAUAUCAACCAUAUUCGUUAUCCCUGCUAAAUAAAUUAGAUGCUUACUCCGCAAAUGUAUGCUAAAUUUCCAUCGCUUUAGGAAUUGGAAUUUAUAUCGAUCAAUAAAAUAAAUCAUAUGAAAUUUAGAUACUCUACUUAAUUAUACUUUUUGCACUUAAUUUAAAUUAUUUGUUUAGAGUUUUUAAUGAAAUAGUAUCUUCUUUUUUUGAUGAAAAUGCUAUUUUAGUUGAUAAAUUUAAAUAUUAUAUCCUUAAUAAAUUACCUUGGGUUUAAUAAUAUUAAGUAUGCAAAAAAUUGUUACAAAAUCGAAACAUAUAAAAAAAAAGAAUUGCAUGGAGAUAUCUCAAAUUAAAGAAAUACUUAAUUGGGUAAGCAAAAUAUAUUUUACAAUGCAAGAGUAAUUAUAGUGUUAAAAUAGUGUCUUAAUAUUCUUCCAAUUGA
Paramecium sonneborni is the source of this 9039-nucleotide messenger RNA. Lineage: Eukaryota; Ciliophora; Oligohymenophorea; Peniculida; Parameciidae. The record is from the annotation of a GenBank genome assembly.